Ceratina calcarata is the source of this 3217-nucleotide messenger RNA. RefSeq names its product tipE homolog 1 phospholipid transfer protein (gene Teh1). The coding region runs from base 2309 to 3217 and encodes 302 amino acids. Gene Ontology annotation, biological process: regulation of sodium ion transport. Gene Ontology annotation, cellular component: plasma membrane. Gene Ontology annotation, molecular function: sodium channel regulator activity. Lineage: Eukaryota; Metazoa; Arthropoda; Insecta; Hymenoptera; Apidae. The transcript has 2 exons. The record is from RefSeq and is a predicted model, not a curated record.
UCGGUCGAGUUUCGACGAGUAGUCACGCUUUAACUCGCGAUCCGCGAGGCGGAUGCUACCCCGGAACGCGAGACUCAGGUGCAAGUGGUGCACCGAUGUAACCGAGUUGUAGAAGAGCCUGACUCGAUCCUAGCUUCCUCCAGGCACCUUCUUCCUGGAGACGUCCGUUGUUUGCUUCACGUUGCGAGAGACGUGGUUUCAAGCCGGUAGCGAAACGCUCGCGGAAUCAGGUGCGGGUGCCAGGUGUAUCGUAGAUGUUUGUUGUUUCAUGCGGACGGGAUUUCUGUUUCAUUCGCGUUCGAUGCUCGACCAGUUGAAACAGCCGUUACUCGAACACUUGUGGAUCGAAGUGGCGGCAGCGCGACACGGUGACGACGGUGUGUUUUAGCGCGGUAGCAGGUGCAAGUGUUGGUAGAUCGAGGAUUUUCCGGAUCCCGCGAUCGCGAUACACUUAGGUACGCGGAAGGAUAAACAUCGAUGAGUACGGAUCGAGCGAGAUUUAUAGGUCAACACGCAGCAAUCGAAGACAACCAGUUGCGGGUGUAAAUAUUUCAUUGUAUCGUAAUCGAGCCCAGCUUUGUUGGUUGAAACAGAAGAAGGAAAGAGGUGAUCGUUAACGAUAAUCUGACUAAACUGGUAAACCGCGAUCCUGAGUAGGAAGGAAUUUACCCAACGGUAAUCGGAGAAAAACUGGAGGAGCAGCUGAUAGUUUGCUGUUCUUUGAGGUCGCGAUCGGAUUUCUUUGAUUACGGUUACAGUAUUGACGCGAACGAAGAGUAGCGUGUCCUUUCCACGGGAGAAGAGAAGGAAGAAGCUUCGGAUCAAUCCUAGCCGAGCGUCACGGGCCUUGUUGUUCCUUGACCAGGACGCGCCUCCUGUUGAUUACAAGCGCUAAUGGCAACGGCGGUCGAUCGAUCAUCGACCUCGUUAGCCGGAAAGAUCCCUAGAAGACGAUUAUGCUUGUGCGCUGGAUUCGUUGAAUAAGACGGAAGCGGAUAAGGGAUGAGAGAAUGAGAAACUUGAGACAAUUGGAUUUGUAACGAGGAGCGUAAUUGGUUGAUCGGAAUGCAACGUGUUCCUAAAAGCCUCUAUCGAUAUUUAUCGAUUGCAAGAAGAGUGUUUGUAAGAGUGAAUAAAUAUCAUCAGGCCUAGUUGAGUAGGUUGCCAAUGUUGGUAAGGAUUUUUCGAGUGUUGCCGAUUAUGCGAUAGAGUUCAGUGAUAAUUAUCUAGGAAAAGCGGUUCGUAGGCGUGCUUAGUGGAAAGAUAACGGCCUUGAAACUUUUACACGCAGAUCGGAAGAGCGAGCCGAAGCGAGCUAGCGAGAUGCUCUAUGCCCGACAGCGUGACUACAGCUAAAAGGUCGUGAUCGAUCGACUUACUUCGAUGGCCUAAAAGAACUUUAAACGUGCAAGGUCAUUAUGCAUAGCGAUAAAACGGGGACGCUGUAAAGUGCAGACAAGUCGGUCGGUUCGUACGACUGUUAGAACCGACGCUGACUUUUAAAUUACAAGCAGGUAAUACGUAUAGUCAGAGCUCGCCAGUGUCCAAGAACAGGGCUUCAGAGAAAUGAACGUCUUCGAGAUAGACCAAACGUUGCGAUAGCUGGUAUACGUAUAUGUAUAUUCCAGUUGAGCCACGCGAUGCAGUGUCAACGAUACUUUAACGAUGAAAAACGUAUCGAUAUCCGGGAAAUGUGUCACACUGAUUGUGGGAUGUUCCUCGAUUUCUUAAAAAGUUUCUAUGAAACCUCGCAGGAGUCGUUGCGUUUGGCCAAGAAACGAUAAAGGCGGAUCGCGCUCUCGAAGUUCGGAUUUCUUGUAGAUCACGAGAGAUGCUUCAAGUCUAAUUCGCUUUGAAUAGACGGAUCGAAUUGACAUAAAAAAAAUAAGAAUAUUUUUCGUUUCCACAUGGUUCUAAACGAUGCGUUUGGUAAAUGUUUGGUCACCCGUAUUGAAAUUCGAUUUGAUUGAUGCUUCGGUCAGUUAGUCAAAAAAGCAAUUAGUUAACAGUCCGUAGGCAACGUUCCCCGAGUGAUGCCGGCUCGCUAAAUGAAAUCUUCGAAGCGAUCGGUCGAUCGAACGAAAGCUGCCAAUUGCAACGCGCGCGCGAGAGACAAGUUCGACGACGACGGUCGAUCUCGCGAUCGAGCCAGCCCCUGACCCCGUCUCGUCGUAGUCAGUAGACAAAAGCAGUCCGGCCGGCACUCGAUGAAUCCUAGUGGAGAUAAGGAUCCUCGAGCACCCUCGAUCGUUUGCCUGGAAACGCCUGAAGAAGCUCCGGUUGGCACCUAUUUGAGAGUGGUUGGGUAAUGCGCGGGAGCAGCUCCGAGCUCCUGCUGGAGGCGAGCUGCGUCCAGUGUCAGAACGAUCACCACGCCGGUGAGCACACGAGCAGGCACCACCAGCAGCAUCAACUGAACGAGAAGCACGACUUAAAAGAGCGAGAGCUACGUCGUCGCAAGCUGUUGGAACUCGGGUUUGGCGCUUCGCGGCGCCGACCGCCACGGCGUACCUGCCGUCAGCGGUUCAAUUUCUACGCCACCUCGGCGUUGGUAUUCGUCGCGACGUCCGGCGGUGCGGCUCUCCUGUUCCUGGUGCCGCUCUACGUCGAUCCGGCGAUCAGCACCCUGGCCGCCGAUUUCUCGCCGGAUCCUGUCAUCUGCACCACCUCCAGACGCGAAGAGGUAGCCGGAUUAUUCAACUGCACUUGGAGCUCCUGCCGCGAGGGCUGCACGAGUGACGUUUACAGGUGUACACAUAUAUACGUCACGUACACGCCAUGGAGCAACGCGAGCAUGAACAACGAUACCGGUGGUAGAGAGAAUCACGGCAACUCCACCGGCAUCACGCACACCUCGACCACAUCCGUGCCGACGUUACAGCCAACGCCGGGCGACGUGGAGGCGGUGCUCCUGGUGAACAUCAAAGGGUGCGGCUAUCCGCCGAUCGUCGACUGCGAGAACUUCACCCGCGAACUGGGAUACAAAGGGGCCACGUUCCCUUGCCAUUACAGCCGCGUGAACGGGAGCAUAGUGAUGGCGAACUAUAACCGCGAGGCGCAGGUCACCACCAUCAUACAUUUCUUCGCGGCGCCUUUUGUAGUGACUCUCGCGACCAGCGUUGCACUGUGUGUGAUGCACUGUGACUGCAGAUGCAGCCCGCCGCCACGGCAUUCAUCGCGAGGCAUCAGGAGAGGCAGGGGCAACGAUCUCAGGUAA